AUUCUGCCACAAUCAAUAUAUUACCAGAAGCUAGCACAUAUGCUGACUUGUCCCCACACUUCAGCAGACUUAACUGUAGGACAUGACUCUGUCUAGCAUUGUUAUUUAUGUAGCAUGCUGUAUAUCUCUCCGCUAUGCCCAGGAUAAAUUCAUUGCUGCAGUCUAUGAGCAUGUACCGUUCUUCCCAGCUACAAACCAGGCACCUGUAACAGAGCAGGAAGCACUGGCUCUUAUGAACAAAAAUAUAGAUGUUUUGGAAACCGCAGUUAUAACAGCAGCUCAAAAGGGAGCACACAUCAUUGUCACACCAGAGUAUGCUAUCUGUUGCUUCGAUCUCAGCAGAGAAGCUGUAUAUCCUUACCUUGAAGAUAUACCUGACCCUAUAGCCAACUGGACUCCAUGCAGUGAUCCUCAAAGGUUUGGCCGAACACCAGUACAAGAAAGAUUGAGUUGCAUGGCAAAGAAGAAUGACAUUUACUUGGUGGCAAACUUUGGUGAUAAGAAACGAUGCUCUCCUAGUGAUUCCCAAUGUCCUCAAGAUGGGCACUAUUUCUAUGAUACUACUGUUGUGUUUGAUCCUGAGGGAACACUUGUAGCACGUUAUCACAAGUAUCAUCUCUUCUUUGGUGAAACACAAUUUAAUGUCCCAAAAGAACCAGAAAUCAGUACUUUCAUAACACCAUUUGGGAAGUUUGGAAUUUUCAUUUGUUAUGAUAUAUUGUUCUAUAAUCCUGCAGUAACCUUAGUUACCCAGCAUAAUGUGGAUACCAUUAUAUUUACAACUGCAUGGUUCAAUUUACUUCCUCACUAUAGUGCUAUCCAAUUUCACUCAUCAUGGGCAAUGGCAAUGGGAUCCAAUCUGCUGUCAUCCAAUAUACACAACACUAGCUUGGGAAUGACAGGAAGUGGUGUAUUUUCACCAGUUAAACUUGGACCAUAUUACUACAACAAAGAUGCUGAUGAGGGACGGUUGGUGAUGUCAGAACUAUACACACACCCAAGGAACAGCACAACAUGGUCACCUGCCAGCUGGAAUCUGUAUGCAUCCACUAUUGGGAAACCUGUACCGGGUAACAAUGUGUUCAAUGGGAAGAUUUUCCUUGAUGUGUUUGCAUUGACAGAGCUGAAAGAAACUCAAGGCACUGCUACAGUUUGCCAUAAUAAUCUGUGCUGUUACCUGAGCUAUUGCAUGUUGGAGAAGAGAAGAGAUGAGGUUUAUAUACUCGGUGCUUAUGAUGGCUUCCAUGGGCCACAUAAAGUCUUCUAUGUGGAGGUGUGCACUUUAUUGAAGUGUAGCAGCCUGGAGACAUGUGAUGUAGCUGCAGAAACUGCUAACACCAAAUUUGAAUCGUUUUCUCUCAGUGGCACAUUUGACUCUCUGCAUGUUUUUCCAGAGGUCCUCCUCAGUGACGUUAAACUGGCUUCUGAAAUGUUCCAGGUGUUGAGUGAUGGGCGCUUAGUGAGCCAUCAAAAUAUAUCUUCACAUGCACUACUCAGCGCCAGCCUUUUGGGUAGAAAUUAUAAAAAGGAUCCUACGGAUUUAAACGUAUCUACGAUCACUUAAUAAAGGUCAAGAUAAGCUUGUAUGGGUCUGGCGCAACCCAUGAAAAAAAGUAAUGUAAACAAAUCAUUGACAUCAAUUACAGUAUGUGUUUUGGGUGAGGUCAUCACAAAUUUAGUUGUCCUGGUGUAACAAUCUUUGAUAUCCUCUUCUUGCAGUCCUAAUAUACAGUACUCAAACAAAUAAAAAUAAACCACGAUAUUA
Pseudophryne corroboree (corroboree frog) is the source of this 1765-nucleotide messenger RNA. Its product is annotated as pantetheinase-like. The transcript has 7 exons. Bases 83 to 1564 code for a protein of 493 amino acids. Gene Ontology annotation, molecular function: pantetheine hydrolase activity. Gene Ontology annotation, biological process: pantothenate metabolic process. The record is from RefSeq and is a predicted model, not a curated record. Lineage: Eukaryota; Metazoa; Chordata; Amphibia; Anura; Myobatrachidae.